This is a messenger RNA of Eutrema salsugineum, 2228 nucleotides long. RefSeq names its product TORTIFOLIA1-like protein 3. The coding region runs from base 229 to 1992 and encodes 587 amino acids. Gene Ontology annotation, cellular component: microtubule. Gene Ontology annotation, molecular function: microtubule binding. The record is from RefSeq and is a predicted model, not a curated record. Lineage: Eukaryota; Viridiplantae; Streptophyta; Magnoliopsida; Brassicales; Brassicaceae. The transcript has 5 exons.
CUAUUCUCUCUCACACCUCCCAAAAAACGGUAUAAAGAUCACACAGAGACACACAUACAAACGGUAAAACCACCGAGUCAAAGCUUUCUACUACACCGACCGACCACUUAAUUCUCUCAAUUUACGCUAAAUGCCACUGCCACCUCUUAUUCCGCCAGAUCCGCCACCGUCUCCGCCGCAUCACUGAUCCUCAACCGUCGUCGGAGAAUCCUCAAAAACGAUAGGAAAAUGGCUAAAAGCUCGUCGAAGCAAAAGAUGUCGGUGUUGCUAACCAAGCUCGGAGAUCGAGAUACUUUCACAAUGGCGGCUCGAGAGCUCGAUUUGAUGGCUAGACAGAUUGAUCCUUCCUCCGGGAACCUCCAGUCGUUUAUUUCCGUUAUACUCUCCGCCGACACCGGCGAUAAACCGGCGGUUCGUAAGCAUUGUAUACACUUACUCGCCGUUUUAUCCGUUUCUCUUCCUCCCAACUCUCUCUCUCCAUUUCUCUCAAAGAUCCUCGCUCGCAUCACGAGACGCCUCCGUGAUCCGGACUCUUCUAUCCGCUCCACCUGCGUCGCGGCUGUGUCGGCGAUCGCUUCCCGGACGACGAAGCCUCCGUUUUCAUCGGCAUUCAUGAAGCCGUUGGCGGACACGCUUUUCACAGAGCAGGAGGUUAAUGCUCAGAUCGGAGCGGCGCUUUGUCUCGCGGCGGCGAUUGAUGCGGCGGAGGAUCCGGAUCCGGCUCGAUUAGGGCAGGCGCUUCUUCCUAGACUGGAGAAGCUGGUGAAAUGCAACGCGUUUAAGGCGAAAUCGGCGGGAGUCGUUGUGAUCGGAAGUGUGAUCGGUGCGGGUGGUGUUUCAGUGAGCUCCGGCGGAUUGAAAGGGCUUGUGGAUUGCUUAGUUAGCUUCUUGGGUAGUGAAGAUUGGUCGGCGAGGAAAGCAGCCGGCGAAGCUUUGGGGAAGUUAGCUACGAUGGAGAGAAAUGACUUGGGCGAGUUCAAAGCUAAAUCCUUGAAGAUCUUCGAGAGCAGGAGAUACGACAAGGUGAAAGCUGUGAGAGAGGUGAUGAAUCAGAUGAUUGAGGCAUGGAGACAAGUCCCAGAUUUGUCAGAGGAGGUUUCUCCACCAAGAUCUAAUGCUUCUUCUAAAGGUAUGGGAGCAGAUGAUGCAAGUGAUGGACGAUACCCUGCAGGUUCUAGAGUUGCAUCAACACUUGCUAAAUCAAGAACUCAUCUGAUCAACAGAUCGACUCCACCGGGAAGCUCAAUCGCCACCACGGCUAGGAAACGGAGUAACAUAAAAAGCAGUGAUCAGAAGAAAACAAGUUUAGCACCAUCGCAUACCAAAUCAAACGUAAGGAGAAGAUUGGACUGGAAAGCUGGAGGAGCUAGUCUUCUUACUGGUGAGGUUAUUGAAGAGGAACAUCAUCCACAUAACGAAAACACAAAAGAAGCAAGUCAUUCUAAUCACAAGCUAAGUGGUGUUGCCAGUCCAAGCAUCCAAGCAUCCGGUGCUACUAUGGCUACAGGACAUCAUGUCUUGUCUGAAAACCAGAAUAGUAGAAACUGCAAAGGGCUUGAAGAUAUAUCUCUGAUACGUAAUCAGCUUGUUCAGAUUGAACAACAGCAAUCAAAUCUAAUGGACCUCCUUCAGAGAUUUGUUGGAAGCUCACAACAUGGAAUGCGUGGUUUGGAAACGCGAGUUCACGGCUUAGAACUUGCGCUAGAUGAGAUAUCUUAUGACUUGGCUGUUUCAAAUGGGAGGAUGGGUAACGCCUCAAGCAGAGACAACUGUUGUCUCAUUCCUCCUGGAAGUUUCAUUAGAUCCAAAUUCUGGAAGAAACCUCAUUCCAAGUAUUCAGCAACGAUGCUGUCCACUUACAGGAACAGAAAUCCACCAACCAUUGGGAUACAAGACUCUAGGCAGCGGUUUAAUGGCGCUGCGGGAUUUAUUGUCAAUCCAUUAGCUGAAAUAAGUUCAGAUAACCAACCUGCAGGUAUGCCUCAUAAUUGAGGGAGGAAGAGGAAAAAAGAAAAACCUUCAAAGAUUCUGAGACUUAAAACCAUAGUGUGCUUGGGGUGAUUCUUACUGAUUACUAAGUUAUUAAGUUCUCAACCAUUUUAGUAUUUCACUUUCCUUGAAAAUAUGCUCACUAAAAUCCGUUAGAAGAUUAGAUUGAGAUCAAAGAUACGUUUGCUUUCUUGUCAAAGUUUCUGUUAUGUGGUAAAUGAAUUUCAAUUUUCAUGCAA